UAUCUGUUGAUACGGAUAAAAGUAGCAGAGCGCAGUCUUUGGCGAUGCCACGCCCAGCAGAACGGAUCUGGGGUCUUACCUUCGCAAAUUUGCGGCAUUCAGAAAUUGAUCGCAACUUUGGCGUUCUGAGAAUAUAUUGUCGAGUGCUUUUCGCCUUUGGAAUAGCACAUUUUAUCGAGUCAUAUUUGAUGACCUAUUUUGUCUUCCCGAUGGGAGUAUAUGUAGAGUUAUCUGUGUAACUCGAAAUAUACUCACUUCUGUUUCUUUAUUUUGAUAAAAUUCAUCGGGCACGCGAACAGCGUUCCCGAUGGGAGUAGCCCCCGAGGCUACAUCCAAGAACUUGUGCUUGGGUGUAGGCUCCACAGAUUACUAUCCAUUGCCGCUAUAUUUAUAAUAUUUCUCCAUAGUUUUAUAUUUAUCGGGUGCGCGACCAGCGCUCCCGAUGGGAGUAGCCCCCGAGGCUAUGAACAAAUGCUUGCAUUUGGUCAUAGGCUCUCGCCAUUUCUAUCUUGUCAUACUCGGAAUUUUCUAUUUUUCCAAAGUAGCCCCCGAGCAUUUGGGCAAAAACUUGUAUUUGAUCAAAGGCUCCCGAGAUAACCUUGCGUUGUCGAUAAACUCUUGAAAACUCGCAGUCGAAUUUUUCUUUUAUCUUGACGACGUCAUUGCUGAUGAUAGUCACGAUCUCUAUUUUGGAAACUGACCAUUAUCACUUGUUUCGCUGCCUUGUGGGUCCCAAUUCCUGUUCUGUCGGACACGUCGUGCAAGUGGGGGACACAUAUUCUCCCCUUUUUCUGGCACACGUUCUGUAACCUCGUUAAUGUUAAAAUACUAUUGUGCCCUUGUAUCCACGUGGCAAUCAUCUGCUGCACUCUUUUCUCAUCCAACGGUUCCGUCGGUUCACCGCACCUGUAUAUAAGGUCUUCUUCUUCUUCCUCGAACACUUCCGCUCGCGCCGUCCCCCUGCUUCCCUCUGCAAAAUUUCCUUCCGCGCUCCUCAUCUCUCAAAGCUCUUCCCUUUGUAGCUGCACCCCUCCGCCAUUGUUGAUGCCACCGCGUCGAUUAACCAGGCACAGCACACCUGACUCAUCAAUGGCUGCCGCGGAUCUAGGAGCGGCGGAGUGGGAGAGGUCCAAGAUCACGAACCAGGACCUCAAUCUGAUGAAAAAGCUGGGGAUUACCAAGAAACUCAAAGCGGUUUGCUUCCCCAGUGAAGAGAGCUACCCAACCCCUCCAAUGGGGUAUCGGGUAAGUUUUGUUGAUCAUCUCAUCCGCGGUCUUUCCGCCCCCAUUCACCCUUUUCUUCGUGGGUUACUUUAUGUUUAUGGUCUCCAACUUCACCACCUCACACCCAACUCUAUCCUUCACAUUUCUAUCUUUAUCACCCUCUGCGAAGCCUUCCUUGGUGUCCAGCCUAACUGGGCAUUAUGGAAGCGCAUUUUCUUUUGUCGCCGUAAUGGCUCUGCCAAUGUCGCCUAUAAUAUAGGCGGCGUUGUUAUUUCCGUUCGCUCCUCUGUCAACUACUUCGACGUCAAACUCCCUGACUCCGUUCAAGGAUGGCGCAAGAAGUGGUUGUACAUCCGUGAAGAAAACGAUGGCUGCGCCGAAGACAACAUUCCUCCUUUUGACGGUGCCGAGAAAAUCCUUCGCCGCCGUUCCUGGGACGCAGAAGCUACCGAGGAAGAAAGAACUUCGACAGAGGCCCUGAUGACUCGCAUCCAUGAGUUGCAAAAUACUCGUGGAAAAGAAUUAUCAGGCAUCCAAAUUACAGCGUACUUCCUUAAGACUAGGGUGCAGCCUCUUCAGGCUCGCAAAAACCCUUUCUGGAAUUAUGCUGGCGAUGAAGAUACGGAUCGCCUGUCGACGAAUCUGGAAGCCAAGGAUUUGGAUAAGCUUAUUCGAUGGAUUUCAUCCCUCAAGAAGAAAGACUCCAUCCCUUCCACUUAUCGGGUAAAACCCUACAGCGCCGCCCAUGCACUUCCCAAGGACCAUCCAAAUCUUGUUUCACUUCCUCCUCUUCCUGAAGGUGGGGAUGUCGAAGAAAGGGCUGUUAUCUCUGAUGAUAACCCAGAUGCCCCCUCCUUUGCAAAUGAACCCGCAGAAUCUCGAAGAUCUGCGGGAUCCGACGAAAAGGAGGAUGUCUCUGAAGCCACUGCGUCGGCACAAUCUCUUCCUCCUGCUGUUUCUCCAAGGAACAAGAGGAAAAGGGAUGAUGUCGAAGAUUCCGGCACCUCCAAAGUCGACGAAGCUGUUCCUUCGCACCAGAAGGCAGGCUAUGAUCCAUACCUCGAGUCUAUCAUCAGUUCGUAA
Lolium perenne is the source of this 2307-nucleotide messenger RNA. The record is from RefSeq and is a predicted model, not a curated record. NCBI's taxonomy places the organism in Eukaryota, Viridiplantae, Streptophyta, Magnoliopsida, Poales, Poaceae.